Talpa occidentalis (Iberian mole) is the source of this 2628-nucleotide messenger RNA. It is a transcript of the gene ENDOD1, whose product is annotated as endonuclease domain containing 1. The transcript has 2 exons. The coding region runs from base 1 to 1503 and encodes 500 amino acids. Lineage: Eukaryota; Metazoa; Chordata; Mammalia; Eulipotyphla; Talpidae. The record is from RefSeq and is a predicted model, not a curated record. Gene Ontology annotation, molecular function: nucleic acid binding; metal ion binding; hydrolase activity.
AUGGGCCCCGCGCGCUGCCUGGCGCUGGCCGCCCUGGCCGCCCUGGCCGCGCCGCCCGAGGCCCGGCUGGUGCGCGACGCGGAGCGCGGCUUCGGCGAGUGCGGCGGCUUCUUCUUCGCCGGGGCCCCGCCCGCCGGGCUGGAGGCCGCCGCGCCCGCCCGGCUGUGCCAGCGCUCCGGGGGCGCCGCGCGCUUCGCCACCCUGUACUGCGCCCGGCGGCGCGCGCCCGUGUUCUCCGCCUUCCGCGCCCCGCGCCCCGCGCCCGCCGCGCCCGCGCCGCGCUGGCUGGUGGAGCCGCAGAUCGAUGACCCCAGCAGCGACCUGGACGAGGCGGCCGAGGAGGAGGUGGCGGCCGCCGCCGUGGACACCCUGGGCAGCCGGCAGGCCUUGGCCGCGGACUACCUGGACUCCGGCUACCAGCAAGGACAGCUGUACCCCUUCUCCCUGAGCGACGACCCCCACGAGGCCACGUUCGCGCUCACCAACGCAGUCCCCAUGCGCCCGUCCUUCCGGGACCGCUGGCACAGGAACCUACGUGGCCUGCUGGCCCGGGCGCUGGAGCCGCAGUGCGGCGGCGGGGAGGACCUGUACCUGCUGGCGGGCGCCGUGCCCUCUGCCCACACGGUCAGGGACAGGGUGGCCAUCCCCGAGUUCGUGUGGCUGGCAGCCUGCUGCGCCACCCCCGGGGGCGGCUGGGCCAUGGGCUUUGUGCAGCACACGCGGGCCGGGGCGGUGAUCGAGGACGUGAUGCUGCAGGGCCUGCAGGCGCUGCUGCCCUCCCGCCCACAGCUGUUCCGGGACAACUGCGCCGAGCGCGAGCAGGACACGGAGAAGAUGAGGAGGAUCCUGGAGGUGGUGAACCAGGUGCAGGCCGAGGAGCGCGCGGCCCAGGCCCAGGCCAGCCCUGGCCCCCUGUCCAGCACGGGGGCCCCCACGCCUGCCCCGCAGCCCCCCGAGGCGUCCGAGGAGGGCAGCGGCUUCCUGGGGAGGCUCCUGGGCUUCCUGGCUGCCCCGGUCGUCGGGCUGCUGCGGCUACUGUACACCCUGGCGGCCGGGCUCCUGACGGGCACCCUGCGGCUGCUGUGGUGGCUCGGCCAGCAGGUCGUGCUGGGCCUGGAGAGCGGCCUCUGCCGCCUGGGCACGGCCGCCACCUCCUACCUCCUGGCCAUCGGCGAGGAGCUGCUGAGCAUCCCCUGGAAGCUGCUCAAGGUGCUGCUGAAGAUCCUCAGGGCCUUGCUGCGUGUCCUGUGCUGCCUGCUGAAGGCCACGUGCCGCGUGCUGGGGCUGCCGGCCCGCGUGCUGCUGGACGUGGCCGCCUUCCCCCUGCGCACCGUGGCCGCCGUGCCCCUGGUGUGCCGGGACGUGGCCGCGGGCCUGGGCGGCGCCCUCUCCCUGCUCCUGGACACGGCCUCCGGCACCGCGGGGGGCCUGCUGCAGGUGCUUCUAGGCGUCUGCAGGCGGAUCGGCUACCGGGCCGCGUGGGACAGCCCCGGGGAGUUCUAGGACUCCAGAGAACGGAGCGUGUCCAGCGACAGCGAAGUUAAUUUUUUAAGUCUUUAUUUUGAACGGAGCGAGCUGGGUCUUUGGUUCUUACGCUGUUUCUGUUCCCUGUGGGUUCUCAUUUCCUUCUGGCUGUGGGGUGGGGCUGCGGCGUUGCCUGUCGGGCUUGCCUGGGGAGAGGCGCGGGCUGGGCUGCGUGGCCGGCGUGCGGGGCGGGAGGACGGCUUUCAGGAAAGGGAUUAUGAGAACAGGAGCAGCGGCUCUUCUCUCCCCUGUCCCUCCCCAGAUUUACUGCAAAACCAGCAUAAGGGUCUUGGCCGAGCGGUCUCACCCCACUGGCUCUGCUAGUCGCUGGCCUUGCUGGAGGCAGAGCUGCUCCUCCGUGGAAGCCGCUGGGGACACGGGCCUGCCGGCUCCCAGCUUCCAGCGGCCGAGGGGGUGGGGGUUGGGCUUUCGCCCUGCAAGUCGCAUUUGGCUGAACGUCCCCUCAGGUGACCCAGGCACGUGCCGGCCCCUGGCCCGGUGCUCCCUUCCCCGGGACAGCCCGGCGGCCGGCGGGACUCACUUGACGUCUCUCCUCUGGCCGGCGAGGCUGAGCAGAGACCGAGCAUGUUCCGCUCCUGGAGAGCUCACGCGCUGCGCCACCCUGGAGCCACCGUCCUGUGCCACAAGGACGUGUCCAGGACUGGUCGUGUCCUGGCCUCUGCCCUUAAGUGAUUGUUUGACAGAAAUGCAUCAAGGGCCAUAUUUAAAAUAAAGGCUAUUCUGCCACCUUGGGGGGAGACAACCCGUUUCCAUGCAGGUCCGAGUUCAUGUACACGCACGCGAACGUGAUUCAGAGUCAUUCCCGCUGAGGAAGUUUUUACGGAACUUGCAUUAACGCAAGGCUGACGGGGGAGCUAAUCCUCGCUUUUGGGGUGCGCGCUGUCGUUUCAAAUCUUGCUCUGAAAAGGGUGAGACUCCUCAGCUACGCUUGGCCUCCACCACGAGCGGGUCGUCGGGUGCCUCUGUGGGCUGCAAGCGCUGCCGGGGGCAGAGCAGGACCUGGCCGCGGCAGGGGUGCGGCCGUCACCACGAGGGCGGGGCCCAGGACGGCUCUGGAGGCCCCGGUCACCGCCCUGCGGGGGG